Molecule: messenger RNA, 612 nt
Organism: Venustampulla echinocandica
Lineage: Eukaryota; Fungi; Ascomycota; Leotiomycetes; Helotiales; Pleuroascaceae
Exons: 2
Coding region: 1-612 (203 amino acids)
Source: RefSeq, a predicted model, not a curated record
AUGUCUCAAGAUAUGGAUUGGUCGCUCACCUUCUGCCUUGCCUGUGAUAGACAGACUGAUGGCAACAAUGCCUACUGCGGAGAGGGCUGUCGUCUGGCUGACUGCGGAAGAGCCAACGCAGGAUCAGAGGCCAGGUCGCCUCCCCCUCCUCAGGCUUCGAUCUCAGGGCCAUUAAAACCAAGCAACAACUCCGACGUCCCUUCUGGCGACAACUUCACUAAGAGGCCGUCGACCUCGUCAUCUCGCUCAAAACCCCAAAUUCUGCCCAUCUACGUCAAGCCCAUCUUAACCCCGUCGUCACCCCAAUCCUCUCACUCCUCGUCGACCCCCUCUAAGCAAGUUCAACUCUCCGACAAAGCCCGCCGCGAACUCGGCGGCUACGCUACAGAUUUCUCUCUCAUCACAUCGCAUCUUGCUACUGAUUCUUGCACCUCCGUCGAGGAGGCACGAGAAACGCGUGCUACCAAAGAGAUUACAAAAGGCAAAGGAAAACGUGGUCGGAUGCGUAAGAGUGCUGCGCUAGAGGAGGAUGAGCCAGUGCCAGUGCCAGUGCCAGUGCCGUGGAAGGCCCCAGUGGCGCAGAUGACCAAAGCGCAGGUUGCAGAGGACUAG